AGUCUCUCUCGCUCUCGGUCUUUUUUCUGUUCUCGAUCUUCUACUCUUCUCUUCGUUUUCCAUUCAUCGAAUUUCUAGAAUUUCUGAGACACCCAUUUCAGAAUUCUCAUAUCUGAUCUGUUUUAAUUUGGUUUUUGUUGAAAUUUUCUGAGACACCGAUGAGGAUUCGAAGCUCUUCAAUGUACUCUGCCUCAGCUUUAGUUUCUUCUCCUGCCUUCAAUUCGUCUUCUUCUUCGUCGUCUUCUUCUUCUCAACCAUCUUCUCAUUCAUCAAUCUUUACUGUUACUUCAUCUGAAAAUUCAACCUCUUCAUCUCCAUCGAAUUCUUCUUCUCCUUCUUUAACCAAUACCAUGACCCGCUGCGAAGGUCUCGAUCUACUGGUGAUGGCUGUUCACUAUUUGGCAGGAUCGAUAGUGGGUGUACCAUUUGCUCGGAGGAGAGUAAUCAGAAGAAGAAAGCGAGCUCUGAGAUUCAACAAUCUGAUCAUAACUGGGAUUUUCAGAAAAGAAGAAGAAGAAAGAGAGAGCAAAAAAGAGGAAGAAGCUGGCCUGAACUCGAAACCCAAGAGACAAAAGAGAGAAAUGGCAUUGCCUUCUAAGUACCAAGAUUCAGUUCUACAGCCAUGGAAGAGGCAAAGCCGUCGCCGGCAAUCGAUCAAGAUCGGCGACGGAUCAGGGUUCAAUUGAGUCCAUAUGAAAGGAAACUUCGAUGCUGAAAAUGCUAAACAAAACACAUUUGGACCAAUGCACUGCUUCAUUCGCGAUGUGCUCAUGAUGUGCACAAUAAUGCUUUACUUUUCCCCCAAAACUCUUAAGAGGAUCUACAUUGCUGCUAAACAUAUCCCCUUUCUUCCAUCUUUAUAACUUACCCUGCCUUAUGCUUGUUUGAAA
Molecule: messenger RNA, 890 nt
Organism: Malania oleifera
Lineage: Eukaryota; Viridiplantae; Streptophyta; Magnoliopsida; Santalales; Ximeniaceae
Exons: 2
Coding region: 159-686 (175 amino acids)
Source: RefSeq, a predicted model, not a curated record